This is a messenger RNA of Cryptosporidium muris RN66, 636 nucleotides long. RefSeq names its product SNARE domain-containing protein. Gene Ontology annotation, cellular component: plasma membrane; SNARE complex. The transcript has a single exon. Gene Ontology annotation, molecular function: SNAP receptor activity. The record is from RefSeq and is a predicted model, not a curated record. NCBI's taxonomy places the organism in Eukaryota, Apicomplexa, Conoidasida, Eucoccidiorida, Cryptosporidiidae. Bases 1 to 636 code for a protein of 211 amino acids.
AUGAGUAAUCAAACAAUUAUAGAAGAAGAAACAAAGGCUAAAGAACAUAAACUGUGUGAAUUACAAGAUCAGUGUCAAAAAAGUGUGAGGAAUACUCUUAAGAUUGCUGCAAGUGCAAAUGAAAUAUCUAGAAAUAGUGCAACAAAACUUAACGAGCAAACAGAACAACUUCACCGCAUAAAGAAUGAUAUGGAAACCAUUAAGGACAACUUAGAUAAAACUGAUGAUGUAAUAUUUUCGUUACAACAUCCCAUACUAGCAUGGUUUAAAGAACUCUUUAGUCACAAAGAUAGUGAGCUACAAAAGUGUAGUCAGGAUAAAAAGAGUGCUCAAACAAAAUAUGAUCAUGAACACUUUCCUAUUAAUGGUAAUCAAAUAGGGAAUGAUAUAGAUGGUAAAGAUAGGGUAUUAAGAAAAAAGUGUAAAGGUACUGACGAUAACUUCGAGAGUUCUAUCAACAAGGACCUAGAUAAUAUUGAAGAUUUAUUAAAAGAGAUGCAUGGGAGAGCUUUAAACAUGAACUUAGAACUCAAAAAACAAACUGAAGUUAUUGAAGAUAUUAACAAUAAUGUAGAUGCAAAUUAUACAAAGAUGAAAGAUCAACGUAAAAAACUAGGGGAGAUUAUCAAAAAAUGA